Messenger RNA from Trematomus bernacchii (emerald rockcod), 2870 nucleotides. RefSeq names its product SIX homeobox 2a (gene six2a). The record is from RefSeq and is a predicted model, not a curated record. Gene Ontology annotation, molecular function: RNA polymerase II cis-regulatory region sequence-specific DNA binding; DNA-binding transcription factor activity, RNA polymerase II-specific. The transcript has 2 exons. Lineage: Eukaryota; Metazoa; Chordata; Actinopteri; Perciformes; Nototheniidae. Gene Ontology annotation, cellular component: nucleus; transcription regulator complex. The coding region runs from base 520 to 1386 and encodes 288 amino acids. Gene Ontology annotation, biological process: regulation of transcription by RNA polymerase II.
AUCGUGUUGACUUUGCCAGGGAGCCACCUCAAAGCAUAUCAGGUUACUUUGAGUGACAGCGUAACCAUGGCAAAUAAUUUGACGAAGGCUAUUGUCUUAUCCUCGCCAUCCCCGGGUCAGAUAACCGACCAAUCAGAUUUCAUAUAAUCGCUUGUCUUGCCAGCUUAGAAUAAUAUUAUUAAAACGAGCCAGCGAGCCCGGUCUCCGGGAGUAGGUUAUGUUGAAACGGCAUAGAAAAGGUGGAGGAGGACGGUGGAAGGAGUAGCAACUUUCUCUCUUUCUCACCAACUAUCUGAGGAUUUGUCGCCUGGGGUUUUGCACGGCUGAAUGGACUUGAGUUUAUGCCACCAUACGCAGUUGGAUAUUACUACCUAACCUUGGGCUGUUUUAAGUUUUAGGUUGCUCUUUUGGGGACCUUUUGUCGCUUAUGGACUUAAUGCGUUUUGAUUUAAUGUGAGACUGAGAGGGGAGACGUGGAAGUAAGGCACAAUAUAAUCUGUAUUGGUUUACGUUGUCGCCAUGUCCAUGCUUCCGACGUUUGGUUUUACGCAGGAGCAAGUUGCGUGUGUUUGCGAAGUUCUCCAACAAGGGGGGAACAUCGAGCGGCUCGGGCGCUUCCUCUGGUCCCUCCCGGCGUGUGAGCACCUCCACAAAAAUGAGAGCGUCCUCAAAGCAAAAGCCGUGGUCGCUUUCCACCGGGGGAACUUCCGAGAGCUCUACAAAAUCCUCGAGAGCCACCAGUUUUCUCCGCACAACCACCCGAAGCUGCAGCAGCUGUGGCUCAAAGCGCACUACAUCGAGGCGGAGAAGCUGAGAGGCCGUCCGCUCGGCGCCGUGGGGAAGUACCGCGUCCGGAGAAAGUUCCCCCUGCCUCGCUCCAUCUGGGACGGAGAAGAGACAAGCUACUGCUUCAAGGAGAAGAGCAGGAGCGUCCUGCGGGAGUGGUACACCCACAAUCCUUACCCAUCCCCGCGGGAGAAAAGAGAGCUGGCUGAGGGCACGGGACUCACCACCACGCAGGUCAGCAACUGGUUCAAAAACCGACGGCAGCGAGACCGAGCAGCGGAGGCGAAGGAAAGGGAAAACAACGAGAACUCCAACAGCAAUAGUCACAACCCAUUGAGUUCUUCCAUGAAUGGAAAUAAAUCUCUCCUGGGGAGCUCGGACGACGAUAAAACACCCAUGGGGACCCCGGAUCACACGUCCCACAGCCCGGCUCUGCUCCUCGGCUCCGGUUUACAGUCCCUGCACGGCCUUGCGCCCCCGCCUGGACCCAGCGCCAUCCCGGUACCCAGCGGUGUAGACUCGCUGCACCAUCACCACUCAAUGCACCACGACUCCAUACUGAACCCUAUGUCUUCUAAUCUAGUGGACCUUGGCUCUUAAAAAAACUGGCACAGAAGGGGGACAAAGAGCAACCAUUUUUUGGAAAAGUUAUGUACGAGUUGGAGUGAGGCAAACUUCGAGCACUUGUGGCAAAGUGCAAAGCAGACGGACUGGAACACUGCGAAAAAACAGCCACUGCAACAAAUCAUUUAUCCCAUAUUCAAACUUUUAAACAAGUGGGAAAAUCUGCCUGAGGGUGCACCUAUCUCUAAAACAAAGUUCCACUUGUUUUGUUUUUUUUAGAAACAAGUGUUAAGGCGGAGACAAUUCGGAAAUGUGCUUAAUGCAGGUACAAUUAUUUUCUCUUAAAUUCGUUUAAGGGAAAUGUAAUUCUAAAGAUAAAUAGAGAUGAUGACUUGUUAAACGGAUCAUGUUUGCAGUGCUGGUGCAGACAAAAGGUGAGGUGGUUCUAGGUCGUUUUAGGUAAAAAAGAAAAAAAUAGAAAAAAGUAUUUUACCGGAAUGUACGUAACAUGCUAUAUUGUUGAAAACAAUAACAAUAAAAUGUCUUAAUUCUUGUUACUAUUACCGUUGUUAUUUUAGGGGUUUAGAUUUAUCAGCAGACUCUGAAGGCACCGAGUUAAAGGUAUACCCCAUCGCCUUUUUGUUUACACGGGGUUUUCCAAGAGAAAGGGGUGGGGGGGUUGACGGGGUAUAAUAUUCUCAAGUGUCUUAUAUAAGAGCCGUGAUAAGAGGAAAUAUCCUACCUAUAUCUCUUGAUAUUAUUACUAUCAUUUGCAUUUUCAUUUGGAAAGAGACUGCAUGUAAACUUUGCGAUAAAUGAUGAAACAUAAAACGAUUCACCUAUAGUUUCAUACCCUUUACAAUAAAAGAAAAAGAAAUACAUGGAUUAAAACUCGAGGAUUUCUUUGAUUCAGAAUGACUCCUGGCAUGUUUGCAGAGGUUUCUCUCUUUUGUUUUCAAUGUUCAAACCAUUCAAGCUGGGUGAAAUUUUAGGAAUAUUUAAACAAAAAUAUUCCCACGCUGCAGGCAAAUAUCAAUCUUUACUCAGUCAUAUGGUUUGUGGAAUGUGUGUGUUUUAUUUUUUAUAAUUGCUUUGCAUUGGUUAUUGAGGAUGUUCUAAUGUUUAGGUUACAUUCAGUUUUCACGAAUCUCACUUGGUUACAAAACUGGCAUUGUUUGGUUCUAAGCAAGUCCAUGCUUCCCUAUGUCCUCUCCUCUGGCCUUUUGAAGGCACUGAUCUACCAGUGAAUGUUAGGGGGAAAGUCAAAUUAGAGAGCAGUACAGUACCUAAAAAUCAAGAGCUCUUAGCCUCUGUGCUUUAAGAAACUGCAUAUUGUCCUCUACUGUAUGUGUGGGCAGUAUGCAGGUUUGCACGGGUCGAUAUUCUGGGAUUAUCUACCAUUUUAUCAUAAAUGCUGCGCAGGAAGUUUUUUCUCCCCAUUUCAAGACAUUUUAAAGCUUGUGCCCUCGGCUUCUGCAGGUAAAAUCGGUUCUAAACUUGCAGUAUGGCCUUUUGUAUGG